AUGUCAUACACAAAUAACUGGAAUGAAAAAGCCUCUUUACAAAUACAAAACAAAACUUUGAAAACUGUUUCAGCGUUGCAAAAAUUUGUUCAAAACAUUCUAAAUUCCUCACAGUCUGCUGAACUUCUUUCUUCUGCUAUCAAUCAAACCGUAGAACAAGAUCCUGUUAUCUCAUCAACAUCAAAUAAGAUUAGUCAGCUAACCUAUACAAUCGACCGCUUAUCUGAUCAAGAAAGUCUUCUUCGAACGCGUUUGGAUUUACUGCAAUAA
Trichobilharzia regenti is the source of this 270-nucleotide messenger RNA. The record is from the annotation of a GenBank genome assembly. NCBI's taxonomy places the organism in Eukaryota, Metazoa, Platyhelminthes, Trematoda, Strigeidida, Schistosomatidae.